Molecule: messenger RNA, 10358 nt
Organism: Panthera uncia (snow leopard)
Lineage: Eukaryota; Metazoa; Chordata; Mammalia; Carnivora; Felidae
Gene: GAB1
Product: GRB2 associated binding protein 1
Exons: 13
Coding region: 3904-6219 (771 amino acids)
Source: RefSeq, a predicted model, not a curated record
ACUACACAGCAUUGUUGUCUUUGCACACUAGUGUGUUCAUCUGAUAUGAAGGCUUUUCUUGAAUUUCCUAAAGAGAGUAAAAGGGACAUAAAAGAGGAAUACUGGAGUAGUGAGUAGUUCCUCUAGCCUUUUCAUCUCGUUUUACUUUUUUCUGUAUUUAUUUGCAAAAGAGCAAGAACCUUUGUAUGUGUUUCAAUUCAUCCUCUGUGAAUUUUUUGAAGUCUACUUAAAGUGGAGGUGAAAGUGUUCAUGCUUUCUUGCAAUUUUGCUACUACCGUGUUUUGGUUUUUGUCCUGUGUUGUAUAUUAAACAGCUGCUUUUUUACUGUAAGGACCUGAAUGGAAUCAUUUACAGAUCACCGUUACCAGGGUUACAGAGAACAAGUAAACUCUUGGUAGUAUGCACUAAACAGUGAUGCUCAGAUUUUUUAAAAGAGUUCUUUAAAGACAAAUCGGAUGGUUGAAAUAAUGGUAGGAUUUUCAUCAGGACUUGAAAUUUCAGCUGAGAGAAAAUGUAAGUCUGAAAACAAAGGAUUGAUUCAAGCCAGCUGGCUAUCACCAUAUCUCUGUAGGGGGAGCUUCCCUAUGGCCUGCCUCAAGUCUGGACACUGAGUUUGUACUCCUCCAUGGCCCAGCUGUCAGCAUUGGGCAGGUAUGCAAUCUCAGCAGGAGAACCUACUUCUGAGGCUAGACCAAGGUGGCCUAUUAGCUGCCAGCCAGCCUGGGAGUAAGACCUUGGCCAGUUCUUGGGUGUGUAAUCUGUACCCAGCUUGGGGUCCACUCUUCUACUGUCACUUAAUAGGAUGGUUCUUGUCUAGAACAUGCCCCUGGUUUUGGAAAUGGGCCUAGAAACAGAAAUAGCCUUUUCCUCCGGGUGGGCAUCUGACAUGUUACAUGGAGGAGAGGGGCACAGACAGGCAGGCUGUCCUAUUUAAGGACAGCCCAGGAUCUGUGCUAAGUAAGCAUUGUCUCUGCUCAAUAUUGUUGCUACAGCAAAUGGGACUGUGAUGUCUGGAAGCUCUUCUUGCACUUUUUUUUUUUUUUUUUUUUUUUUUGCAAUUACCAGUAACAAUCAGGGGAUUCUGAAGCUUUUGCUUGUAGUGACUGAAGGAACAUAAUUAUUCUGUUGAAGGAAUUUUUUUUCUGGAAAACUUCACUUUAGUAAACAUUACACUCAAAUUCUUAAUGUUUUCUUUUUACUUUUUCUAAUGUGGCAGGAACACUGUUUCUAUUAACAAAGAUCAUCAACUACCAAUUACAUUAAGCCUUUAUGAUAGGUAAUAAUAGUUCAUUCUCUGAUUGUGCCUGGACUUAAUGAUGAGUACAAAAUUCUCCAUGUAAAACUUGCUGGAUUCCUAAGUCUGAUUGUUGUCUUUUGGGAUUCAAAAUAACCAUUAGGAAGUUCUAUCAGUUUGGAGGGUGGUUUUAGAGUUCUUUGUUAAAAAUUGGUUUUUAAAUUUUUUAAAAAGAUCAUCUUUGGACAAAAUAGUAAUACGACAAGAGUUACACUUGGAUAAUCUGGUUGCCAGCUGACUUGGUUAUUUCUGUGUGUUUUGUCAUUGAGUCUGCUUUAAAAAUAAGAAGAUAUAAAAUGACAAAGUACUUUUUAUGACUAAAUAAAAUUCCAUAUUUUGUAGUCAACAUAAAAAAUAUGUAGAUAGGUCUUGAUAAUUUGCAGAUUGAGGAAGUUUAAGAGGUGAUUGAUUCAGAACAAUAAGUGUCAUUACUCCUAAUUUUCUUACAGAAGCUAACACAGGAGAAGGGACAAUACAGCAGGUGGACUACUGCUUUAUUUUUUUAUGAGUUUGGGGUAAAUUGUGCUGCUGUGGAAGGAACUCUGGACUGAGUGUCAGGACCCAGGAUUCGACUUGACUUUGCCAUUAUCCACCUGAUACUUUGACCAUUCUGACCCUCAGUUUCCUCAUCUGUAAAAUGGAGAAAUGUUGUAAAAAUCUAGAUUCUAAACUCUUGUGGCUUAACAUUCCUUAGAUAUUUGCUUGGAAAUGAGAGGCAGAGUGGGGAGCUUCUCAUUAGGCCUCUGUUUUUGGGAAAUAAAUUUUAAUUUCUUGUUCAUCUUAAAUAGUUUAGUGGAUAUAUUAGGAACUGCCUAAGCAGAGUUCUUUAGGGACCCUCCAGCAUUUGCUUUAACAGAACACAGGCUUACUGAACACAGGCCUGCUGCAUCCUGCUGUGGGUGCCUCAGUUGUGACCCUAGCACCCAGAGCAGUGCCUGGCUCAGAAUAGAAGAGCAACAAGUACCUGUUGACUGAAUAAACAGGUAUUUCUGGAGCUUUUGUAAUGUGUCUUGUGUGGAAUACAAUGGACGGAAAGGCCCACUCCCUGCCCUCAAGGAGUUUCUAAUCUAUUUGUGAAGACAAGCUGUAAAUGCACCUACAUUUAAAUCAUUUUCCAAGACAUAUGUUAUAAGGCCAUAUAUGAUUACUUGCCAGAUGAAUGAUUCAGAUAAUAAUUGCUUAAGAGUUCAGACUGGGAGGGAAUGGAAGGGGGCUGCCAGGGAAGAUUUCACAGAUGAAUUUUUAGGGUCUGUUCUUGGAAGAACAGAGGUACUUACUGUUGGCAAAAAUAGCAAAUCCUAAGGGAAGCCUGGCUUUCAAGGAAGAACGAAGACUUUGUGUUGAUUUUAGACCUCCUAGUUAAGGGACGGCUUUCCGAACACCUCAGUUUCAAGCAUGGAGUUUGGAUGUCAGCUGUAACAUCUAGUUUGAGAAGUUUCUGUUUCUGCCAUGACCUAAUGCUUCUGAUGGGAUCCUGACCGCAAGUGAAUUUUAUGUGUCAGACUAGAAACAAACAAAACAACUCCUUUGGUCACCUGAGCUUAUUCAAAUUCAAGGGCUAUGUGUUAUUUAAGAUUUCUUUAUGUCUGUUUUGAGCUAAAUAAUUCAUUCUGGCAAGCGUUUAGUUUACAACAGAGAGGGAGCAUGUUCUGGUGGGAGGGAGAAUAAAAGAGCCUUUGAUUCGUUUGCUCCUGAGUUCCAGCAGGAGGGCCAGUGCUGCCUUGGGCUAGUGUCUUAUUUUGGACUUUGGAAGCCAUCUUAGCCCAGCUGUGUGAGUGCCAGCUAGUGUUGGAGGAAAGAGAAGAACGCCACUGGGUCUCAUUAAACCCCCUCUGACUGUUGAUGGAAGGGGUUCUCUCAUUUCACAUUCCUCAAAUUAACAUGGUGGCUAAUUUCCACCAACUUAGAGCUUCAUCAGAAUUUGCCAUUUGAACUUUGGCUUGAAAGUCACAACGUUUCUGUGUGACUCCUAUUAUCUCUGUGUGUGGAUUUGAGUACAGGAAACUUAUCAAGUCACAGGUCUUUUUUUUCCUCCCCUCUUUGGCUACAAGCACAAAUGAAAUUAGCAUUCUUUUCUUCUUUAGAUUACUCCUGGGGAAAAGUGGUUCUUUGUACCGUGGAUUUCCACAUCCAUUAAAUAAGUAGCGUCUUCAGUUGCCAACUAGAUGGCUGGGGAGUCUUACUGAAUAGUAGGUGGCAGUUCAGGCCUGUGGAAUUACUGGGAAAAGUCACUUUAGGAACUGGGCGUUUUUGACCAUUCCAGGCUUGUACGCGUGAGCACCUUAAUACAAGAAUAACUGGACUGGAAAAGAGAGUCUUUUAUAUUUUAAGCAGUUCUUUUAUUCAUAUGCGCAAAAUUCUCUUUAACUAAGGGAAGAAUUCUCACUGUUAAAUGCAUAUGAAGUAGAACCCAGCAGCUUUUGACUGUGUGAUAGCCUGCUUUGUAAAAAAUAGUUAACACGGUGCACCGAAAUACAUGUUUGGUUGUUAUCUCUGUUACAUUAGCUCUUGAAGCAUUCUGAUUACAACUUGUAGCUGCCAAGCCCUGUCCUGCAGUAUUUAUCUGGAACAAAAAUUUUCCAUGUGGUUGUUUUUAGCAGAGCUGCUAUAUGCAAACUGCACAUGAAGAUGUAAGUUGCAAAGAAAUAGAGCUUCCAGAAGAGGAAAUGAAUACUUCAGCCUCUUAUGUACUCUGUGCAUCUGCUUACAAGAUCUGCUGGAAUCUCCUCCACAUCUGCUUUGCAUGGAAGAGGAGAUGGUUUGUGUUACGCAGUGGUCGCUUAACUGGAGAUCCAGAUGUCUUGGAAUAUUACAAAAAUGAUCAUGCCAAGAAGCCUAUCCGUAUUAUUGAUUUAAAUUUAUGUCAGCAAGUUGAUGCUGGAUUGACAUUUAACAAAAAAGAGUUUGAAAACAGCUACAUUUUUGAUAUCAACACCAUUGACCGAAUUUUCUACUUGGUAGCAGACAGUGAGGAAGAGAUGAAUAAGUGGGUUCGUUGCAUUUGUGACAUCUGUGGGUUUAAUCCUACGGAGGAAGAUCUUGUGAAGCCCCCUGGCAACUCUGCCCAGGCGCCAGCCGAUUUACCUUUGGCGGUCAACACAGCACCGCCGUCCACCCAGGUAGAUUCAUCCUCCACUGCUCCACCUCCUCCCUAUCAGCUAAUUAACCUUCCACCACACCUGGAAACUGUUGGCAUCCAGGAGGAUCCUCAAGACUACCUCUUGCUAAUCAACUGUCAAAGCAAGAAGCCUGAACCCACCAGCCAAGGGUCAUCUUUUGUUUCUGAAGAAGGAGAGGAAUACCUACUACUAGAAGAUUUUGAAAGCAAAACGAUUCCAUUGCAAACACAUGCUGAUUCUGCAAAAUCCACCUCUUCUGAAACAGACUGCAAUGAUAACGUCCCUUCUCAUAAAAAUCCUGCUUCCUCCCAGAGCAAACAUGGAGUGAAUGGCUUUUUUCAGCAGCAAAUGAUGUAUGACUCUCCACCGUCUCGUGCUGCAUCUGUUUCUGUAGACUCCAGCCUUUAUAACCUGCCCAGAAGUUACUCCCACGAUGUUUUACCAAAGGUGUCUCCAUCAAGUACCGAGGCAGAUGGAGAACUCUAUGUUUUUAAUACCCCAUCUGGGACAUCAAGUGUAGAGACUCAAAUGAGGCAUGUAUCUAUUAGUUAUGACAUUCCUCCAACACCUGGUAAUACUUAUCAGAUUCCACGAACAUUUCCAGAAGGAACUUUGGGACAGACGUCAAAGCUAGACACUAUUCCAGAUAUUCCUCCACCUCGGCCACCGAAACCACAUCCGGCUCAUGACCGAUCGCCUGUGGAAACGUGUAGUAUCACACGCACGGCCUCAGAUACUGACAGUAGUUACUGUAUCCCUACAGCAGGGAUGCCACCAUCACGUAGUAAUACCAUUUCCACUGUGGAUUUGAACAAAUUGCGAAAAGAUGCUAGUUCUCAAGACUGCUAUGAUAUUCCACGAACAUUUCCAAGUGACAGAUCUAGUUCACUUGAAGGCUUCCAUAACCACUUUAAAAUCAAAAAUAUAUUGACAGUGGGAAGUGUAUCAAGUGAAGAACUGGAUGAAAAUUAUGUCCCAAUGAAUCCCAAUUCUCCUCCACGACAACAUUCCAGCAGUUUUACGGAACCAAUUCAGGAAGCAAAUUAUGUGCCAAUGACUCCGGGAACGUUUGAUUUCUCUUCGUUUGGAAUGCAAGUUCCUCCUCCAGCUCAUAUGGGCUUCCGGUCCAGCCCAAAGACCCCUCCCCGAAGGCCAGUUCCUGUUGCAGACUGUGAACCACCCCCCGUGGAUAGGAACCUCAAGCCCGACAGAAAAGGUCAAAGUCCUAAAAUUUUAAGACCCAAACCCCCUGGUUUAGAGCGAACUGAUUCACAAACCAUAGGUGACUUUGCUACAAGAAGAAAGGCCAAGCCAGCACCUUUAGAAAUAAAACCUUUGCCAGAAUGGGAAGAACUGCAAGCCCCAGUUAGAUCUCCCAUCACUAGGAGUUUUGCUCGAGACUCCUCUAGAUUUCCCUUGUCUCCCCGACCGGAUUCAGUGCAUAGCACAACUUCAAGCAGUGACUCACACGACAGUGAAGAGAAUUAUGUUCCUAUGAACCCAAACCUAUCCAGCGAAGACUCAAAUCUUUUUGGCAGUAACAGCCUUGAUGGGAGAAGCAGUCCUAUGGUCAAGCCCAAAGGAGACAAACAAGUAGAAUACCUAGAUCUGGAUUUAGAUUCUGGGAAAUCCACACCACCACGUAAGCAAAAGAGCAGUGGCUCAGGCAGCAGUGUAGCUGAUGAGAGAGUAGAUUAUGUUGUGGUUGACCAACAGAAGACUCUGGCUCUAAAGAGCACUCGGGAAGCCUGGACAGAUGGGAGACAGUCCACAGAAUCUGAAACACCAGCCAAGAAUGUGAAAUGAAAAUACUGCUUCGCUGUUUCUGAAUAACGAGAACUGAAUUGUAAACAUAAAUCCUGUUUGAGAUGACCUGACACUUCUAUUCUAGGUAGAUCCUCAACUGAGUAGAAUUGAAGUCAGAGGACUUUUCACACAUAAUCAAGCAAUUUAGACUGUAAAUGGUGCUUUGUGGUAUCUCAACAAUCCAUAACAUGUAAAUAAUGUGGGAAAAUACUAUUGUUUAGCUCCCAGAGAAACAUUUGUUCCAUAGUUAACACACUUGUAGUAUUAACUGUAUUUAUGCACUUUUUCAUUUAAAACGUUGGUUUGGGUAUUCCCAAAUGUUCCUUAACAUAAUUCCUUUGGGAGUUCUUGUUUUUCCUCACACUACUCUAUAUAACAAUACUAAGUUAACUAAGCUACUUUUAGAUUUGGAAAUUGCUCUUUAAACUGCACUCUAACAACAUUAAAAUGAGAAGUAGAUUUACAAUUUACCUGUCUACCUGAAACAUCAGGUGGUAGCCAUUAGCCUAAACUACACAGUAUAGACGGGCUCGUCAUUCACUGCGUUCCAAAGUGCUGAGGAUAAUAUAUGUACUGGUGUCAGGAACUAAUUCUCUGGUUCAUGUACAUUUAGUUUUCAAUGGUGGAACUUUAUUAUAUUUUGUUAAUUACAGUGUUUUUGGUUCAUUGAGUGAAGAUUCUGCCAGGUGGGAUCUUGCACCUUGGGAAGACUGAAUAAUUACACUAUCAAGUAAGCCUACAGAUCACUUACCGGCAUGCAGUGAUGAUGUGCUCUCACACUUGUUAACAUGUAUUAAACUUUACAUUAUUUGCAAAGAUAGAUUAUAUAACCAGGUACGUACCAGGCACUGAUGUGCUAAUACACUGAUCAGGUUUAGACAAUGAGCUUUAGUUGUGUUCUUGUUAGUCCUAAUAUUGGUUUCCAAUUUGGACUUAAGGAAACAUUCACUGUUAGUUAUAGCAACAUACUGUGAUUUUUUUUUAAUUAGACAGUAAUUCAGAUUUAUUACUCUGAGAAUGAAAUUCUAUCUUUUGACACCAUAGUGCCCUUUCUAUGAUUUUUUUAACUUUACUUAAUAUUCUUCUUGGCCUUAUAUUUAAAUCCCUAUGCAAUUAAUAUUUUAUAUCUACAUUUUUUUAAAAAAAUAGAUGUUCUAUAAGUGAUUCUUGUAUGUAGCACCAGUUGCUUUUCCAGUAAAAGAAUUAAGGAUUUUGUACUGUGAUUUAUAUUCACUGCCCUAAUUUGAGAAAUUUUGGAGUAUUGUUAUAAUGUGAAAUCUUAGAGUCAUGAACCUCUUCCAACCAGAUGUCUGAAAUCACCAGAGGAAUUAUAUAAUUCUGUCUCACCUGUAAUACGGUCCUGUGAUACAGAUAUCAAAACCACAAAUUAUAUAUAGUGAGACUACAGUUGUAUUUAUCUGUUUUGGCUUUGCAGUGUAAUUUAGAAAGCAGGUAUAAUUUGUUUGUUUGCUUGUUUUUUUUAACUAAGUUACAAACAAUCUCUUAUGUAUUGAUUUGGGACUUACUAACAGUUUUUGGAGGAGGCAGAGAUAAGAGUACCCACAGCUGAGGCAUGACUCCCUCCAUUCAGACCUCUAACUGUUGCCUGAACACACAGAUGUGCCCUGAUUUCUGGUCUUUUGGCCAUAGUACUGUGCCUAAUCAAUGUAAUGGGUUUAUUUCCCCAAUCCACGAACUAAAAUUGUUCAUAACAAGAUGAAUUGUAGACUAGUAACAUUUGAUGCUUUUAAAUGUUUGCUUCUUUUUAAACAAAAACUAAAACUCAGAAGUGAAUUUUCAGAUGGAUUUUUAAAUAAAAAAAGAUUGUUUGAAUUUGGUGUGCACAAGCUGUUUUGUAGUGAAACCACAAAAUAAAAUCCAAAGUUACUGAAAUGUGCCUAAACCAUUAAAACACACAACACAGUUGAUGUGUGAAGAUGCUAAAUUGUGUUAUGUGGAAGUUGAAUGUAUUUUCAGAAUUAUAACACAAUAAGUAUAUUAUUAAUUCAAAAAUGGAAUCUUAUCAGAAGAGUUCUAAGGCAAAUAGACUUUUAGUGCAGUUUUUCAAUUUUUUACAAGUUACCCUUUUUGAAGACCUGCAGCAUUCUAAUUGGUCGAAGUAAUCUAAUAACUGAAAUGUGUUAGACAGUUUUAGCAAAUGAAAUCACAUUAUACAUCGUAUUAACAGAUUAAAAGAUAGUUUCUUACGGAGCAUUAUUUUCCAAACAUUUGUUGAAUAAAAUUUUGUCUAACCCCAACACAUAAAGCCUGAAAGGUUCGUUUUGUCAGUAUAAAUAUUUUGGGUUCACAUUUAAGUUUAUUUUAGUCCAUUACUAGGAAUAGAAUUUGUGAAUAACACAAAUGUGUAAUUGGCAUUAUAGAGUUGGUAGAAAACCUCAGCAGCCCAUUUAUUUUUAUAUCUUAUUUUAUUUGCAUACUAUCAAGAAAAUUUGGGUCCACACAAACAUAAGUAAGUGUAAAUAAUAGCAGGUUUUAAACACACAUCUCAGGAGGUUCUUUAAUUAGAGAUAGCUGAAGUUAUAUUCCAAGGUUUAAAAAAAUAAAUUAUUCUGGUCGUAGAAGUUAAUACAUAAGCAUUCUCCAGUAUGGUUUAAAAAAAAAGGUGGGGGAGGAUAUUUAACACAUUAGAAUGUGCAUUUUUAUUAAGUUUUCAAAACUUAAUUUGAUUCAAACCUUUUGAAAACCCUAAUCACCUCCAAGAAGCUGAGUGUUGGCCCAGUGAGAGUUGAAAGCCACUGGUUAAUCAUGUGACAAAAGUCAGAAGUCUCUUUCUCCCACAUGUUUGAUGUUCUUACUCUCUAUUCCUUAUUUUGAAAAACUGUAAAAUCUUAUGAAGGUUUGAAUACCAAAGCACAGUUCUGCUUUCAAUAAUUGAAAUUUAAACUUGAAUAAUUUAAGCUACUUAAGCCACAAAAGGUAUCACUUUUAGUAAGCUAUAAAAGAUGAUUUUUAUCUACACUCUAGUUUAUACAGUUUCAUCUUUAUUUUCAUCAAUACCAUAUAAGCUACUGUGAGCAUUUUAGAGAAUUCCAUAAAGGUACUAUGAAUGUGUGUGUGUGUGUGUGUGUGUGUGUGUGUGUGUGUAGCAUUGUAUUUAAUCCUAGACUAAAUUUGAUACAGAAAUACUGCUGUACUUGCAUCUUAAGGUCAUGCAUCAAUUUCUUCUGGACUCUUUGUAUUUAAUUAAUGGGGGUCACAAUCUUCGUAUUCAUAAAUGCAUUUAAACUGGAAAUUGAACACCAGUGUUUGUCUUUCUUUUUCUACUAGUAGGAAGUUGUCUGCUUACCCCCUUUAGUGAAAACGGUAUUUUUGAUGUUUUUUAAAAUGUUAGCUACUUUAUGCCUGUACUAUAGACACCGAUCAUAAUUCUUGGAUGCUUUCAAACACUCUUAGUGCCUCUUUCUUUGGCCCAUUGAAAGUACUGGUUAGUAGUAUUUUGAAUGAAUACAAAGCCAGUAAAGUUAUAGAGACAACGAGGUGAGCCUGUCCCUCCUAAUCCUGUCCUGGGUCAUUCCCGUAGGUCUUGUCCUUUAUUGUCAGAUAAGCAAUCAGCUCCAUAGCAGGGAUUGUACAUAUGACCAAAUCAAGUGAUUACAGGGAGAGAGACUUCUAUCCUAGGGUAAGACUUAUUGUCAGUAACAUCUGAUACGUUAUAUGUAAAUAUGUAAUUUAAAAUACAGCUCUUAGAUGAAAAGCCAUGGUGUAUAUAAAUAAUGUAGACAUUAUGGACUUGAUAAGAUGAAAAGUUGAUUGUUGGGUUGUGGAGAUAAUUGGUUUUUACUCUGACUAAAUAUGUUUAUUACUACAACUUGAAAUAAUUUAGUUUGUCUUCUCUUCCAUAGACGUAACUUUCUUUCGGUUCAUUAUAAUGUCUGUUAUGAGUCUCAACAAACUGUUUAGUCAACGGAUUAACGUAGCUUCUACUUUCUUAACAUAGAAAGACAUGGACUUGUGUGAGUUGUUGUAAUCUGAAUCAAUUGUUGAUAAUCAUCCCAAAUUUCAACAGCAAAAUCUUAUGUAUAAGUUUAUUUUUCCCUCUUGCAUAACUUCUUUUGUAAAGAUCCAAUUGUAGAUAUUUUCUGCUACCAAAUAAAACUUUUCAAACAGUUUGGUUUCAA